Molecule: messenger RNA, 1353 nt
Organism: Pochonia chlamydosporia 170
Lineage: Eukaryota; Fungi; Ascomycota; Sordariomycetes; Hypocreales; Clavicipitaceae
Product: kynureninase
Exons: 2
Coding region: 1-1353 (450 amino acids)
Biological process (GO): NAD+ biosynthetic process
Cellular component (GO): cytoplasm
Molecular function (GO): pyridoxal phosphate binding; kynureninase activity
Source: RefSeq, a predicted model, not a curated record
AUGGAUUUAAUAGAGAUGGACCAUUUAUGGAUGGUCCACGUGGCUAUCCAGUGUAUCCAGACUACCCUCGUCAAUGGCACUGGUGAGAACCAGACUUCAGAAGAUGACCAACAGUGCCUCUAUUUUGUGGGAAACUCUCUUGGGGCGCAACCGAGGGCAGUUCGAGAGUAUGUCAAUGCCCAGUUUGAAACCUGGGCCAGUAUCGGUGUAAAGGGCCACGAUACGAAAAUCUCUAACUCGCCACUUACUCCAUGGCAGGAUCUGGCUGAAGAUUGCGCCAAAAAGUCGGCAGAUCUCGUUGGUUCCUCGCCCCACGAGAUUGUUAUUAUGAAUACCCUGACAAUCAACCUGCACCUUCUAAUGGCGAGCUUCUACAAGCCAGAUGCAAAGCGCUUCAAGAUUAUACUGGAAUGGAGGCCGUUUCCGAGCGAUUACUACGCCAUUGAAAGCCAGAUUGCGUGGCAUGGUCUGGACCCAGCGACAUGUAUGAUUAAGAUUGAGCCUGACAAUCCUAAAGGCAGCCUGAUAUCGACUGAGCUUAUACUGAAGACGAUUGAUGAAAAUGCACAUGAUACAGCCCUUCUGUUGCUGCCCGGUAUACAGUAUUACUCAGGCCAACUUUUCGACAUUCCCAAAAUUACAGCCCAUGCUAAGGCAAACGGUAUCAUCGUUGGCUGGGAUCUAGCCCAUGCAGCCGGAAAUGUAGAGUUAAAACUGCAUGACUGGAACGUUGACUUUGCCUGUUGGUGCACCUACAAGUACAUCAAUGCUGGCCCGGGUGCCAUCGCCGGCGCCUUUAUUCACGAGAGAUACGGCACGGUUGACCUGACGGGUGAUAAGGCGUCGUACCGCCCUCGUCUGACAGGCUGGUAUGGUGGUGACAAAUCGGUCCGCUUCAACAUGGACAACAAAUUUAUCCCAACGCCAGGUGCGGCAGGGUACCAGACGUCGAAUCCAUCAGCCAUCGACCUGGCUAGUCUGUCUGGUGCGUUGUCUGUUUUUGGGAAGACUUGCAUGAAGGAGCUGCGAGACAAGGCGCUGGUGCUUACUGCGUAUGCAGAAUACCUGCUUGACGAGAUAAUAAAUCAGGCUCAGGAUGAUGGAAGGGGACCGCUUUUCAGUAUAAUAUCACCGAGAGAUCCGCUGCAGAGGGGGACGCAACUUAGUGUAUUGCUGCGUGAGGGGCUGUUGGAGUCGGCUUCCCAGGUAUUGGAAGAAAGCGGUGUGUUGUGUGAUAAGCGUAAGCCGGGGGUGAUUCGCGUUGCUCCUGUGCCGCUGUAUACGAGGUUUGAGGAUGUAUGGAGAUUUAUGCGGAUAUUCAGGAAGGCGCUAGGUCUUGAGAUGGCAGCAUGA